ACAAACAUGGCUAACGCUGGACAUGAAUUGCUAUUUUGCAGCGUCAGAGAUCAGUUGUCGUCUGCACAAGAUGUUGUUGUGAGUUCUUUACAUUGGUGCUUGGUCAGCAAUGAUUUCAAAUGCAUUGGUAGCGGAGAAAGGGUUCCAGCUCAUCCUCGUCAAAGCGAGAUGUUGCCCUCACACUGGAACUCUUCACAAGAUGUGUACAUGCUCCUGUACCAACACAACCACAAGACAUAUCUGCUGAAGAUUGUACAGAUGGACAGCAUGCUUCUAGUACAUUUGAUGCGUCACGAAGAUGAAAAGAUAACAAGCAUGUCCAUAAAGGUAAAAGACUUUGCCACGGAAGAUUUCUCUACAUUCCACAGUGCCACCAAAAAUAUGAGUAAACUGCAGUCAAGAGUCAAGCAAGAGCUACUGUCUGAGUUUCUUGCAGGGAAUGCUCACCAGAGGGCAGCAGGUAGCAGGAGGGGACAGGGUCAUAGUAGAGAUGAGGAUGAUCCUCUGAGGAUACCACCGUCACAUUCACAGAGGAGCAGGCAUGAAUGGGAGCAACAGAAUGAUCCUUUUGCUGUAGGAGGAGCUGACCUUGACCCAUUUGGGGGUCAUCCUGGGGGUGGUGGGAUGCUGAUGGACCCCAGGAGAGGAGGGUUGCCUGGAGUGAGACCAGACCCCAGUGCGGGACUGCCGGGACGAUUACCUCCUGGAGCAGUGCCACCUGGUGCCAGAUUUGAUCCAUUUGGUCCUGGGCCUCUUGGAGGUAAUAGGGCUGGUCCAGACCCAGACCACCUCCCUCCUCCAGGUUAUGAUGAUAUGUUCAUGUGACCACAUUCACAGCAUCUGAUUGGCUUAGAUCAGUCACAUGGACAAAUAUGUUCCAAGUGUUUGGGUUCAUAGAGGGCGAGUGUUGGGUUUGAUUUGAGAGAUAAGUUCAAAGUUAUUGGUUAUUAUACUACACACAUUUCUCAAAAUCUCCACAGCCAAGGAAUCUGACAGUGAUCAUUGGGUAGUAUACUAUAGCCAGUAGAACUGGACAUUAGGAGUAGUCACUGUAAAAUUUCAGGUUUGAUUAUUCUUAUUUUGAACAGUUAAUCUGAAAAGAAGUUCAGACGGCUGGGAACAGCUUUCAAGCUUGAGGUUUCUUGACACAUUUUAUAAUGCUACAUCAUCGUUAUUUUCAAUUUUGAUUCUAGUAGAAUCCAGACAGAAUUUUUGUAAAAGCAGUUUUGUUUAGAAGUUUCAUUGGGCAGUAAAAAGAAUUUUGUAAUAUUUAAUAUUUAAACUUUGGUGCAAUUUAGAAAGUUACAUGUCAUUAAAUGUUAUAAUUUUGGGAAUAAAUCAAAUAAAGCUGUUCAACAAUAUUUUUCCCUAAAACAAAAGGGGUAUGGACAUUAUGUUGUCAUCAUCCAUUUUUUCAACCUCUGACAUGCAAAAUA
Lingula anatina is the source of this 1436-nucleotide messenger RNA. Its product is annotated as proteasome inhibitor PI31 subunit. NCBI's taxonomy places the organism in Eukaryota, Metazoa, Brachiopoda, Lingulata, Lingulida, Lingulidae. Gene Ontology annotation, molecular function: proteasome binding; endopeptidase inhibitor activity. Gene Ontology annotation, biological process: proteasome-mediated ubiquitin-dependent protein catabolic process. The record is from RefSeq and is a predicted model, not a curated record.